AUGGCGUCGCCUUGGGCUCAGCACGCGCCCGUAUUCGGCGCGCGCUGCAGCCGAUUCCCGUCGGUGGACCAAUAUCCGCUCGGCGCGCAGGUCCUCGCUGCGCCAUUGUCGCAUCAGUCGCCGGUCCCGUCGUUUGCUCAUCGUCAUUCUCGCCAGCAACACGACUCUGCGACAUUUCGCGGCGACGAGAAUCCGCCGGUCGAUUUAUUCGCUUCCGAGAGUGAGGUGGCAGCGGAGUUCUUGAACCUUCUGGACGCUAUCGCGGACGACUCGCAGUCUGACGGCACUCCCAUCGGCAGCAGCGAAAGACAGCAGCAGCACGAUGAUGCUAACUUAUUGCACCAGCAGCAGCAGCAAGCCCAGCGGAAUCAACUCUCUCGCCAGUUGCCGUCCGCACCAUUUCCACCCAACGCCGCCAAGCUGACCUCUGCACCUGCCGCCUCCGCCGCCCAUCCUGCCACGCCCGUUUCCGGUUCCGGCAGCGCUGCUGCUGCUGCUAGCUUUGUAGCCGCAGCGCCAGAUUCGGUUCGUAGUGGUGCCAUGGCGGCCGCAGAAGCGGCAGUGGCAGGCCCUGUGUGGGCGCGGCAUGAUGGGGAGUCGUUGAGUUCGUUGUAUUCACUAGGACCGUCGGAGCCGGAGGCGAUUCACGACGGCGCUGCAGCGUGUACGCCGGGGGUUGAUGGCGGUGUUUCCGACGACCCCAUCGACGAUUUUCUCGGCAGCCUGCUGCUCGCGAAUCCGGGAUGCGGGGGAGGGGAUGUCACGGCCGCACUGCCUUGCCCGUCCAUUGCGACCCGCGAUCAUCAUUUGCCGCUGCAAGGCGCGCCGAUGAUUAGCCAGGGCGCGGCAGAACUGCAGGAGUGUUGGUAUCCAGACUCGUUUGUGGCACCUCCCGCCUCUACCUCACGGGAUUCGCAGCAGCAGCAGCAGCAGCUGGUGAUAAUGACGACAGAAGGGAACGAGGCGUUGCAUGAAUUGGCGCCUGUGUUGCAAGGGAGCAAGGGCGAACAGGCAUGUGUGGGGACUGACUGGAGUGGCGACGCAGUGGGGGAAAUGAGCUUGGGUGGAAGCAAGGCGGGCGCAAUGUGCAAUGGGGGAGGCGAUGUGCCUUUGGAGGGCCCAGCGCCGCCUGUGGAGCCUACUGCCGGUUGUUUUGGGGCGCAUGUGGAGGGAAGCGGUGUGGGAAGUGUGGCGACAAGCACGCAGCGGACCGAUGAUAGCGCGAGUGGGAAGGGCAACGCUGCUGCUGCUGCUGCUGGUGCUGCUGGUGAUUUUCCAGGUGGUGGUGGUGUUUGGCCGGGACAGCAGGUGGGCGACCUGCUGGGCGCACAGCAACCACAAAUGCUUAAGACGCUGCUCAAGAAAUCGCCACCGCAUCAGCAUAGCAAUAUUAACCAGCAGCAGCAGCAGCAGCAGCAGCAGCAGCAGCAGCAGCAGCAGCAGCAGCAGGUGGAGGUGGUGUGUGGCAGCACCCCCCGUGCGCGCCAGCUGCCCAACCUGUCAGGGCGACUGGCAGCUCUCAUACACCAAAUAAGCAACGCUGGCAACGCCAACGCCAACGCCAACGCCAACGCCAGGGCCAGGGCCAAGCGCAGGGCCGGUCACGGUGCAACAGCAGCAGCAGCAGCAGCAGCGGCAGCGGCAGCGGCAGUGCAUGCGGGAGCGGUAGGCAUGGAGCCAGGGCACAGUCGGGCAGGGGGAAUGGUGACGCACGGACAGGUUGUCUUAACGCAUGGCCUGGCGCAUGGCGUAGAGGGUGGGCGAGAGAGUGCCUUGGUCCCGCGGGUGCAAGUGACAAGCGGUGAUGGGGGGUUCACACGUGGUCUUGGUGCGGGCGGUGGUGUGCUCUCUGCACUGCCGAGUAGCUGGGACGAGGACCCAGUGGCGGCUCAUGGAGAAGAGUCGGGCAGCAAGCGGCGUGCAGCGCAGGGGCGAGAAGGGCCGCCAGAGUACACAGCGGGGCGGGUAGCGUGGAACGUGGGGACGCAGCACGGAGUGGAGUGUGUGGUGGGUGGAGCUAUGGACGCAGGGCAGCAGCCGCUGUGCCAGGUCUAUCCCUCCACACCAUUCAGCACUCAGUGCGCUGCUACUCCCACUGCGCUGCCCGCCUUCCCUCCCAACCCCACUAGCGGUGGUGCUGCCGAUGCUACCGCUGCGGCAGCAGGAGCUGGUGUACCUGCAGGCCCAUCAGCACCCCAUGCGUGGUUGCUGUCAGGCUCAGGUGCACAGGGCCUGUCACGAGAGGUGGAUCCGUUUGUCCUCGCACAGCACAUCAGCCGCUGCGCGCCUGCUCUCGCCCGCACCACUCCCGUGCUCGCUGCACCGAAUGCUCCUUUUGCCGCAUGGCAGCUGCCCUGUCUAGCCGCAGGCCCAGACGCACAAGCUUCCUCCCAUGCACUACCGUGUGUGCCGAGGCCCAUGAGCACAGGCAUGCACAAGGGCAAGAGCGAUGUGAGCAUGGGCGAGGUGAGGCAGCUCGUGCUCGCCCUCGCUGAAGCCAUCGCCACACGAGACAUGGAGCGGGUGGCAGGGCUGCGGGCGCGCGUGGCAGCAGCAGCGUGUGCGGAGGGGAGGGCGGGGCAGCGAGUGGCGCACUGCUUCCUGGACGCCCUCACAUGCCGCAUGCACGGCACCGGCGCCCACCGCCUCUUCAACGCUGCCUUCACCUCGCAGGGCAUGCAGCAGGCGCGCCAUGUGUAUUUCACCACCACGCCCUUCGUCCCCUUCCUCUACGCCACCGCCUACUCCGCCAUCCUCCACGUGCUCUCCCGCUCCUCUCGCGCCUCCCCUUCCACUGUCAUCACCACACCCGCUCAUGGCCCUGCUUUUGAUCUGUUCGCUUCUCACAGCACCCCCUUGUCCUCCUCCUUUGCCGCGCGUCCUGCCAGCACAAGCAGCUGCAGCCACUGCAGCUACGGCUCUGGUGGGGUUUCUUGCCCUGGGAAAGCAACAGCUGGGGAAUCUACAGCGCGGGAAGUUGCGGAAGCAGCAGGAGCAGAAGUGGGGCGAGCAGCGGGUCACGCAGGGGCGAAGAGCCGAAGGCAAGGGGUACGGGCGCUGCACAUUGUCAACUUUGGGGUGUUUCUGGGUGGGCAGUGGCCGCAGCUGCUGCACCGCCUUGCAUGCCUGCCAGGCGGCCCCCCUUGCAGCGUGCGCAUCACAACCAUUGAAACCUGCUUCCGCGCAGGGCGCACAGCCACUCCCCGCGCGCAGUGGUGUAAAGGAGGGGGCGAAGGGGUAGAGAAAGGGGCAGGGACAGGGGCAGGAACAGGAGCAGAAUCAGGAACAGAUGGUUUCAUGGGCAGCGGACUGGGAGGCGUGCGGGUGGAGGAAGUGGGGGUUGAGGAGGACCGGUGCUGGGUGGCAGAGUGUGAGCAGCAGAGGCAUGAAGAGCUGGGGAGGAAGCUCACAGCACAGCUGACAGCUGAGGCAGCAGCAGUGGGCAUAGAGAGGUUUGAGCACCGCGUGGUGACGGUUAACAAGGACAACCUUGCGGAUAGUCUCUCUCAGGUGGAGGGAAGGCGGAGAUGGGGGGGUAGGAAGGGCUGGGGUGAUGUUGGGAUGAGAGGGAGGAUGGGUGGACAGGUGCAGGAUGUGGGUGUGGAGGAGAGGAUGGGAGAGGGGUGUGAGGAGGAGGGGUCGGAGGAGGAAGAGGAGCAGGAGGUGGUGGCGGUGUGCUGCUGCAUGGAGUUGCAGUACUACCACGACAGCUCUGUCAUGCGCAGCAGCCCGAGAGAUGCCGUUCUCAAGAACUCGCGCUCUAAGACGGCCGUUGACGCUCCUGCUGUUGGGAGUGACCCUGCAGGGAAGACUUCGCCAGGCAAGGGAAAGGAGGUUAUUGACAAUCUUCCGUCCGAAGCGGAGGUGACGGCCGGCAGCUCUGGACUCACCCUUGAGGAGAAGUUGAAGGCGCUGGCUUCGGUGGCCCCUGACGACUCAUUCAUUGAGGAUGACUCGGACGAGGAGCUCGACAUUGACGUGUCGAAGAGCUCUUACCCGCAUUUGCGCUUCACGGCGAUCCUGCUUUUCCCGGUUAUUCCUUCCCGCGAAGUUGCUUCGUCCAGCUCGCGGAUUGACAGGGCGCUCAUUUCGCAGUCGCUGCUGUCGCACGUGGAGUUUGCCGCGCACAUCAUGCCGACGGACCCGAUCUCGGACCACAGUUUUGCGGUGAAGGUUGCCCUCAGGAUGGAUACACGAGUGAAGCUGGGUCCCAGGCUUUGGAGGCUGCCUGCAUACAUGGUUGGUCGGCCGGGGGUCAGAAAGAUUAUUGAAGCAGUGGAAAGGCAGGUGGCGUCAAGUGGAGAGAACUUUGAGCUGCUGAUCUCGCGGCUUAACGCCGGCCUUAAAUCGUACGUGAAGGAAGAACGCAAGCGGGUUAAAGCCACAAUGACCCACCUUCAGGAUGCGGUUGCGGCGCUGAAACAAGCGUGGAUGGGUGAUCCGGGGGACGACCGGCUGAAGGCUUUGUUGGCUGAAAAGGAGUCGCAACUCCGCGGUUAUCAACUGGCGAGGCAGGAGAGGCUGCAUGAGAUGGCUGGCAUGAACGAGGCGGUGGCUGGGGAGAUCGCGUCCCCGUUCCUAUCAGGGAAGAUUAAGGCAAGACGGGAGAGAACGCAGAUCAAGGAGCUGAGUGCUGGAGGUCAGAUUGAGUCGAGCUGGGUUCCUGCCGUCGGCAGAACGCUGUCGCCGACAGCUAGGGAAAGGCUGACGGCGGCUUGGACGGAGAAGGAGGUGAAAAGUGCUUUUCAUGCGAUGGCGAAGAACAAGGCUCCAGGGAAUGAUGGGUUGCCGAAGGAGCUGUUUGAGGAGCAUUGGGAUGUGUUGGGCAGGCACUUCAUGGCGCUGGUGGAGAGUUUCACCGAGACGGCGGAGCUCCCUGCAAGCACAAAGAGCGCUGUCACCAUUCUGCUACACAAAAAGGGCGGAAGGGAUGCGGUGGAGAACUAUCGCCCAAUCACGCUUCUGAGCUUCACUUACAAGGUGUUGGCGCGGGUAGUUGCAGACAGAAUGAAGAAGGUCUUGAGCGAAGUGAUUUCGCCGGAGCAGUACGGUUUCCUGCCGGGCCGGAGGCUUUCGGACGCGGUGGGGUUGGUCGCGGAUGUGAUUGACGCUGCUAAGAAUGAGCUGGCGGACUGGUACCUCCUCCUGGUGGAUUUCCAGAAGGCAUUCGAUUCAGUCUCGAGGAAUUACUUGUUCCUGGUGUUGGAAAGGAUGGGCUUCCCCGGCAGGUUCGUCGGUUGGAUAAAGGGCCUGCAUGAGGAAACACAGACACGGCUGUUAGUCAACGGCUGGAUGGGAGAAGUGGUUGAGGUGGUUUCGGGGGUGCGGCAGGGCUGCCCUCUCGCGCCGUACCUUUUUCUGUGUGCUGUUGAGCCGUUGGCGCAGGAAGCCGUCAACCGCAGCCUGGGCCUCUCGGGGGGUGCUCAGCGGCUGGCUUACCUGGGGUACGCGGACGACACGACGCUGCUCCUGCAAGGGGAGGAUCAGAUUGCAGAGGCCAGCAAGACGGAUGGCUUCAAAUGGGUGAAGGCUGAUGAGGCGGAACGCCUGUUGGGGGUCUGGGUGACGCCGGCCGGCUGCUGCGCGCCCACCUGGGAGAAGGCCUUCUUAAGGAUUAAGGAGAAGCUGAAACAGUGGGAGGUGCAACACCUGACAACAGGGGCGAGGGCAGCGGUUAUUAACUGUUAUAUCUCGCCCAUCAUCUUCUUUCAGGCGCAGGUGUAUCCGCCUCCGGUCGAUAUCUGGGGGAGGGUUCUGAAGCUGACGCACAAUUUUAUGUCGGGGAAUCGUGCCACCACGGAUAAAGCUUUCAUUCUGUGGAGCAAGGAGCUGCUCUACAUGGCUAGAGAGGACGGGGGUGUGGGGGUGAACGAUCCAGAGAUAACCCUCACCUGUCUCACGGCGAGGCGUAUUGGCCUACUCCUCACCGAGACAAACGAGCUGAAGCGGGACAUCAUGCUCAAGGCUGCUGACUUGCCGCUGGGGCUUGACACCUUCGUCUCCCACGUCAAGCUCCUGAAGUGCUGGAGCGGGAAGAGUGAGCGAUGGAAGUUGGCCUGUGGUGACUUCAUGCAGUCGCCGCUGGCUGACACUUCGCCGGUGCUGUCGCGGGAGGAGGCGGAGAUGGAGAGGAUUGUUUUUAACCGCCAUAUUCUGCUUAACGGAAAGACUCCGGUGGGUGGACAGAAGGCUGCGGGGAAGCUUUGGGAGGUCCGGCUUGGCGAACUAUUAUGCCCGGACGGCAUGGGGGGCCGGCGGCCCAAGGACCUGGAAGUUGCUCCUACUGCCUGCCGAGCAACAGGUGGGGGAUUGUUCGACUCGGAGGGCCCCCCUCCAGAGGACCCUGGUGCUCAGCGGGGGGAAGCUGACGUCGUUGAAGGAGCUGAAAGGUAG
This is a messenger RNA of Closterium sp. Yama58-4, 6393 nucleotides long. Lineage: Eukaryota; Viridiplantae; Streptophyta; Zygnematophyceae; Desmidiales; Closteriaceae. The record is from the annotation of a GenBank genome assembly.